Toxotes jaculatrix (banded archerfish) is the source of this 2156-nucleotide messenger RNA. It is a transcript of the gene acsbg1, whose product is annotated as acyl-CoA synthetase bubblegum family member 1. The coding region runs from base 1 to 2073 and encodes 690 amino acids. Gene Ontology annotation, molecular function: long-chain fatty acid-CoA ligase activity. The transcript is spliced from 14 exons. Lineage: Eukaryota; Metazoa; Chordata; Actinopteri; Toxotidae. The record is from RefSeq and is a predicted model, not a curated record. Gene Ontology annotation, cellular component: membrane; endoplasmic reticulum.
AUGGAAUUUCCUGAUGAACAGAAGGCAGAUGAUCAAUUUGAGAACCAGGUGCAGGAGUCUAUGGCAAACGUGAAGACGGAUAGAGAAGAGCAUGCUUCUGUAGGAAAGAAAAAUAUAGAAGAGGAGUUUGCUGGCACUCCUCUUGCUCCAGAUCAUUCUCUUUGGACCACUGAUGCUAGAGGCUCAGUCAGACUGAGAAUAGAGGAAGGCUGUCCAGAGGAACCUAUCACAGUUCACCAAAUGUUCAAAGCCUCGGUUGAAAAAUAUGGAAACAUGCACGCACUCGCCAGCAAGAAGAACAACAAAUGGGAAAAAAUAACUUUCUUAGAGUAUUAUCAAUUCUGUCAGAGAACAGCCAAGAGCUUCAUAAAGCUUGGUUUAGAGCGAUUCCGUGGAGUGGCAAUACUAGGAUCCAAUUCAGCAGAAUGGUUCUUCUCUGCAGUUGGUGCCAUUAUGGCAGGAGGGAUAAUGAUGGGAAUUUAUGUCACAAACUCACCAGAAGCGUGUUGGUAUGUAGCUAGUGACUCCAAAGCCAACAUUAUCAUGGUUGAAAACCAAAAGCAAUUGGAUAAAAUCCUGCAGAUACGUGACAGACUGCCGCAUUUGAAAGCCAUAGUGCAGUACAAUGGGCAGCUCCAGCAGAAGCUCUCCAAUCUUUACUCUUGGGAGGAAUUCAUGGAGCUGGGUCUGGAUGUUUCUGAGAAACAACUGGAUGACAUUAUCAGCAGCCAGAGAGUAAACCAAUGCUGCGUCCUGAUCUACACAUCUGGCACCACAGGCACGCCAAAAGGAGUCAUGCUCAGUCACGACAAUAUCACGUGGACUGCUAAUCAAGCCAGCAGGACAGGUGACAUACAGCCAGCCAACAUUAAACAGGAGUCACUAGUGAGCUACUUGCCUCUCAGCCACAUUGCAGCUCAGAUCUAUGAUCUCUGGACGAGCAUCCAGUGGGGUGAGCUGGUGUACUUUGCACAGCCAGAUGCCUUAAAGGGAAGCCUGAUAACAACACUGCGAGAAGUUUGUCCUACAACCCACAUGGGUGUCCCUCGGGUAUGGGAAAAAAUGAUGGAGAAGAUUAAACAGGGAAUUAGUGAAUGUGGCUAUGUGAAAAAGAAACUGGUGACAUGGGCAAUGUCAGUCAGCCUGGAGGCCAGUCAGAAGGACGAGAAACCAUUCCUGUUGUCCCUGACUGACAGUCUUGUGCUGCAGAAGCUUCGGGCUGAGCUCGGCCUGUCUUGUUGUCAGAAGUUCUUCUCUGGAGCUGCGCCAAUUGGUUGUGAAACUGUGCAGUUUUUCCUGGGACUGAACAUACGCUUGUAUGAGGCCUAUGGCAUGAGUGAGAGCACGGGACCUCACUUCAUGUCAGGUCCCGAAGUUUACAAAUUAACAAGUUGUGGUAAGGUGGUCCCUGGCUGUCGAUACAAAAUGGCCAGCGUAGACUCUGAGGGGACAGGGGAAAUUUGCUUUUGGGGACGCAACAUUUUCAUGGGUUUCCUCAAUAUGGAAGACAAAACAAGAGAAGCUUUGGAUGAAGAUGGAUGGCUGCAUUCUGGAGACCUGGGGAAAAUAGAUGAGGAGGGUUUCUUGUACAUCACAGGGAGAAUAAAAGAGCUGAUCAUCACAGCGGGAGGGGAGAAUGUUCCGCCUGUACCCAUAGAGGAAGCAGUGAAAAGGGAGCUACCUAUCAUCAGCAAUGCCAUGCUGAUAGGGGACAAGAGGAAGUUCUUGUCCAUGCUUUUAACCCUAAAGUGUUGUACCAAUAGAGACAGCAUGGAGCCAACAGACGAGCUGAGUCUGGAGGCUGUGGAGUUUUGCCAACAGCAAGGAAGCCAAGCAACCAAGGUGUCUGACAUCAUCAGAGGGAAAGACAAAGAUGUGUACCGUGCAAUUCAAGAGGGUAUUGACAGAGUCAACUCUGCAGCCACAUCUAAUGCCCAACGCAUACAAAAGUGGACUAUUCUUUGGAGAGACUUCUCGGUUUCUGGAGGAGAGCUGGGUCCUACAAUGAAGCUUCGUCGCCCUGUUGUGUUGGAGAUGUACCACAAGGUCAUAGAGAGCCUCUAUCAAGAUUAGUGUCAUGUUCAUAGAGACAUUACUGUGUAACUGUUAGUAUGAAAAUCACGUCAUUUGCAUAUCUCAUCAUUCUUGUGGACAUA